UACUAUGGGAGUUCAUUUGAAAGGUUUUCUUGAGAACAAUUUUGAUAUUCCACUGCACCUGUUUGACCUCAAUAUUGCAGAAGAUAAACCAUACUUUUUAGUUUCAGAUGCUAUAUCAAAGUUGUUGCACAAGGACUUUGAAAUCUUGGAGACAACAAACCAAGUACAGUUUACUUGGAGACUGAUUGGAUCCAGCCUUGGUGCGUAUACUGCCGCACGUUUUGCCAGUCUCUUUCCUUCGCGAGUUGAUAAACUUGUUCUAUUAGCACCUGCUUUUAAUCUUGUUGAAAUAUGGAACAGUGGAACGAACGAUAACUUACUUUCCCAUUGGAAAGAGAAAGGAUAUCAAGAGUUUCUUGGACCCAAGUCGAGACCAUUUUCGGUCCCUUUUGAGUUUGUAGAAGACCUCCAAAAACAUCCACCGUUUAUUUCAGUAGCUUGUGAAGGUACCGUGAUUCAUGGCUCUGAGGAUCAAGUGAUUCCCCUCACUAGUGCUCAAGCUUUCGUGGAAAGUUAUGCACCUCAUUGGAAACUCAGAAUAGUGAAAGAUGAUCACGCUUUAAUGAAACAAGAUACUAUAAGAAUAAUAGAGAAAGAAACCGUUGCAUGCUUUGACCUUAAAGAAAUGGAGAUCACUUAGCCAAAUGGGAUGCUUUAGGAAAUACACUGGACUUUAUAAAAAUGAAGUGGAGGAAACCCAGAAUAUUGAUUGAAUACUUUUGUUCACUUGAUUCUGCUGAGAGAACCUCAACCACAAGGCUAUUUAUUUCUAUUUGGAACAUCCAACAUAUAAGUCUUAAC
Molecule: messenger RNA, 801 nt
Organism: Galdieria sulphuraria
Lineage: Eukaryota; Rhodophyta; Bangiophyceae; Galdieriales; Galdieriaceae
Product: hydrolase
Exons: 3
Coding region: 5-640 (211 amino acids)
Source: RefSeq, a predicted model, not a curated record